AUGUCUCCAGCUUCUGAUCCAAAGGAAGAAUUGCUCGAUGCUAACGUAAGAAAAGAGUCUAGCGAGUUCUCUAAUUUGCCAGAUGGCUGUCCAGAUGUAGCAACUAAUACUUUGCUCUUUAACCAUGAUAGAAGCUUAUCAAUGCCUUACGAUGAGUCACCCAAAAUCUCAGUACCUGAAAUUCCUCGCAGACCCAAAAGAAAAGGCCCAUUAGUGGAGGAUAAAGGGUCAAGCGAGAAAUCGAAUCCUACUGAUCCAAAGAACCAUGUUAUCCCCGAGUCGGUAGGUUCAGAUAAGAAUCUGGCAGCUUUGCAGAUGUCACAGGCUGCUCCAAAGGAAACAACGUCCGAACAAAAGUUAUCACACUUACAAAACCACCACUCGGAAGCCGAUUCGCCCAUUGACGAACAGUUCAGCUUAACUGGUCAUGCUAUCAGUGAAGACAGUCUUGAUUUCCAAGACAGAAACGUUCGUUCCGACAUGCUGCCACUGGAUUUCUCUUCCGAGAACAAAGGUGGAAAGAUCGAACACCUUCCAGCGGUCCCUUCUAAAAGGCCUGUCAGAUCCACAAAAAAAGAUACUGGAUCGGCUCAAGACGGAAGCAGUACAUCCUAUUUAGGGUCACAUAUCCAGCAACCUUUAUCAGAUCCCAGUGUUGACGGUAUGGAUGAUAGUGGAGUAUCGUAUACAGCGCCACUUGGUGAGGAAACACUUAUUGAAUCUCAAAUUGGAAAAGUAGAAGAGGAAAUUGAUGAAUCCUCCAAUAAAAUGCAACUGUCAAAAGUAGGUCUUACUGAAGAAACAAAGCCAUCGAAAAUGACAGAAUCGACUAUCGUAGAUAGACUUUCAACAGAGUUAGAAGCUGGUUCACAAACAAAGCAUACUGCUUCCAAAAAGCCUUCUUCAAAAAUUGCGGCAUUCCAACAAAUGUUUGAGAAUAGACAACAGGGUACUAACGCUUCUUUGAGAUCAGAGCCCCAUUUUGAACAUCCUCCUAAAGCCACCACCACUGAUCAUAAGCAAUCAAAACCGCCUUUCGAACAAGCACAUGCACAUACACAUGCAAAAGAUGUUAAUUUAAAUGCUCAGUUCAUAAAAAAUCUGAAUGGUAUGAUUGGGAUGGCACUUCCAGGUAUGGUAGUACACAGUGUCGCCACAGGAUCUUCCGUUGAUAUGGAAUCUGCAACAGAAUCUGAGGUGAAGCAUGACUACGAUGGUACCUCUGUCUCUGAAAUUCAACCAUUGAAGAAUACCGUCACUGGCAGAAUAAAAGGACCACGAGGUAGAAGACUACCUAAAACUGUUAGUGAACCAUUUGAAAAACCUAAUUCUUGCUUUGAAUUGUUUAUUGAGGAUAUUUGGCAGCUCAUUACUGUACCGUCGGCUAUCUCAGAAAGUUCAGUGGAUGCUGACUACAGGGUCAGUGAAGAUUUUACAAUGAUAAAAAAAGAAGGAGCUUUGUCAUCAGAAAACCAAAGUUCGAAUGGAGUUUCUAAACUAUGCUCUGAAGUCAUUCAGGAGCUGGAAACAGAGAUGCAAUAUGAUGAUACUGAAAUCUUGGCCAAGGGGCGCCUUGUUGACCCAAGAAAGGAAGUCAUUACAGAAACGCCAAUACAAGCUGUUGAUUCAAUUUCUGAUAAUCUUAGUAUAGAUUCAGCUAGUCACUAG
Molecule: messenger RNA, 1668 nt
Organism: Komagataella phaffii GS115
Lineage: Eukaryota; Fungi; Ascomycota; Pichiomycetes; Pichiales; Pichiaceae
Exons: 1
Coding region: 1-1668 (555 amino acids)
Source: RefSeq, a predicted model, not a curated record